UUCCCUCCAACAAAAAGCAUUUAAACUUUGAAGAGCGCGCUAUCGCCAUAUUCUCUCAGCCAGAGACCAGAUCAGCGGCGCCAUGAAGAGAGCUCGUUGUACAUGCCUGCGAUCUAGAGUGAUCCAGUUACUCAUUCGAUCUUCUCAGUUGCUGGAAGUUACUCCAAUUGUCAAGUACUCGGCGCUAUCGCUCUUCGCCGACCGUUUUUACCCUGCUCUCUCCAGACUCAAAGACAGGAAAGUGACAAAAAACUGGCUUCUGCAUCCAAUUGAAGAAUGUAACUUGCAGCUAUUUGCUCUUGUUUCACUAUGGAUAUCAAGCAAAAUACAUGAUUCACCUCCUCUGUCUGUUAAAAAAUUCAAAUCCUUGGGAGACAAGUUUAUCAAGGAGCAACAUUACACUAUGGGAGAUAUUCUGGAAGCUGAGAUAGUGUUAAUGCAGGUUCUGCAAUUUGGGAUUGGCAUGUCAAAAAUUACUUUUUCUUCAGUUGAGGACCUUCUUGUUCAAUUCAAGGCAAUAGCCCAAGUUGGAGAGCAUGUGAAAUUUGAAGCUUGUAUGGAUGUUAUGGAUCUGCUUUACGAAAAUGAAGAGAUAUCAGUCCUUUACAGCUCUCCUGAGGCUCUGGCCGCAUCAGUAGUGGUUGUUGGCUACAUCAUUACAGUGCCUCCACAAAGGUGGGAGUUUCCAGUUCUGCCUUGGGUGAAAUUUGUUACAUCUUGCAAAGAAGAGGACAUACUGGAUACUGUCAGGGUGAUCCUGAAGCAUAUAUUCGAACCCCAAGCGGACUAUUAUGUAGCCAAUGGAUAAAAUGUGUAUAUCUGAAUCUCUGAUUAUGAAGGUAGUACACACUAGGACCACCAAAGGAGUAUCCAUGAUUCCGUCCUAUCAAGACAUGAAUUUAAUUUUAGCUUUUCCACUUGGUGGCCUACCUGCAUUCCCAGCCUCUUUUUUGUUUACCGAAUACAGUUACGCACUUGAAUAAAUUGGGGUGACAUGACA
This is a messenger RNA of Salvia splendens (bonfire salvia), 1000 nucleotides long. Its product is annotated as cyclin-J18. Bases 83 to 808 code for a protein of 241 amino acids. The transcript is spliced from 10 exons. The record is from RefSeq and is a predicted model, not a curated record. NCBI's taxonomy places the organism in Eukaryota, Viridiplantae, Streptophyta, Magnoliopsida, Lamiales, Lamiaceae.